AUGGGUAAACCGUACGGCGUGCACGUGAACAAGUACUACGUCCCCGACGACGUCCCGGCGUGGGCGCGACUGAACGUGACGCAAGCGAGCAAAAAAGUUGCAAAGCAAUCGAGCGCGGCGAAGAAGCAAACGCUCGGGAAGAAGGCGAAGGCGGCGCAAAAGCUCGCGAAUCGGAAGGGGGGACGAGGGAAGAGGAAUCCCGCGAAUAAGGACUUCGCGAAGAACCUGAAUCGAGCGAAGGAGCUGAAGAAGACGAAGCGAAGCGGACGCCAGAGCAAAAAGCCGGGACGCUGA
Messenger RNA from Ostreococcus tauri, 294 nucleotides. Its product is annotated as unnamed product. The record is from RefSeq and is a predicted model, not a curated record. Lineage: Eukaryota; Viridiplantae; Chlorophyta; Mamiellophyceae; Mamiellales; Bathycoccaceae. The transcript has a single exon. Bases 1 to 294 code for a protein of 97 amino acids.